This is a messenger RNA of Callithrix jacchus (white-tufted-ear marmoset), 7109 nucleotides long. It is a transcript of the gene PFAS, whose product is annotated as phosphoribosylformylglycinamidine synthase. Gene Ontology annotation, biological process: 'de novo' IMP biosynthetic process. Gene Ontology annotation, cellular component: cytoplasm. NCBI's taxonomy places the organism in Eukaryota, Metazoa, Chordata, Mammalia, Primates, Cebidae. Gene Ontology annotation, molecular function: phosphoribosylformylglycinamidine synthase activity. The record is from RefSeq and is a predicted model, not a curated record.
GGAGACUCAGCGCGGCGCCUCGGUGCAACCAUCCCAACUCUUGACACCCCUAUCUCCUUUCUCUGAUUUUUUUUUUUUUGAGACGAACUCUGGCUUUGUCGCCUAGGCUGGAGUGCAGUGACACGAUCACUGCUCACCGCAACCUCCGCCUCCCGGGUUCAAGCGAUUCUCCUGCCUCAGCCUCCCGAGUAGCUGGGAUUACAGGCGCCCGGCUAAUUUUUUGUACUUUUUUUUUUUUUUGAGACGGAGUUUCGCUCUUGUUACCCAGGCUGGAGUGCAAUGGCGCAAUCUCGGCUCACCGCAACCUCCGCCUCCUGGGUUCAGACAAUUCUCCUGCCUCAGCCUCCUGAGUAGCUGGGAUUACAGGCACGCGCCACCAUGCCCAGCUAAUUUUUUUUGUAUUUUUAGUAGAGAUGGGGUUUCACCAUAUUGACCAGGAAGGAUGGCCUCGAUCUCUUGACCUCGAGAUCCACCCGCCUCAGCUUCCCAAAGUGCUGGGAUUACAGGCGUGAGCCACCGCGCCCGGUCCAUUUUUUGUACUUUUAAUAGAGACGGGGUUUCAUCGUGUUGGUCAGGCUGGUCUCGAACCCUGACCUCAAAUGAUCACCCCCUCCUUGGCCUCCCAAAGUGCUGAAAUUACAGGCGUGAGCCACGGCGCCCGGCCCUCUCUGAUUUUUUUGAGACUGGGUCUCGCUCUUGUCGCCCAGGCUGGAGUGCAGUGGCGCCAUCUCGGUUCACUGCAGCCUCGACCUCCCGGGCUCAAGCGAUCCUCCCACCUCAGCCCACCGAGUAGCUGGGAUCACAGGCGUGCACAACCACACUCGGCUAAUUUUUGUAUUUUUCUGUAGAGACGGGGUUUCGCCAUGUUGCCCGGACUGGUCUCGAACUCCUGGGCUCAAGUGAUCCGCCCGCCUCGGCCUCUCAGAGUCCUCGGAUUACAGACGGGAGCCGCCGCGCCGGGCCUAGGUCACCGAUCUCAGUCACCCAUCCCGUAGGCCUUCACAUGGGACGGGGUGGGAGAGCCCAGGAACUCAAACACAGCCCGCCUAGUAGAUGACUUCUAAGCAUCUUUCCGUCUUCCUGAUCUUGCCAAUCAGAGAAGCGCUUCCUCGUAAUGCCGCCGAAGCACAACUUUCACACGCUUGUAUUAUGGCCUUAACUCACUGAUGUCAUUAUUUAACUGUUCCCGCGGGGACUGGGAACUCAAUGUAUUUUCACAAACAUCAAUUCCAGACAGACUUGUGGGAGAAACCACCUGGGGAUAAUCUUCUCACCAAGUUUAGAACUCUGCGUAGCCGCGGGGAAAUGUGGGCGGGGCGUAGUCGCCCCGGCACUGGCAGGUCCAGUCUCUGCCCACGGCGCACGCAGAUGACGUAACGAGCGCGCGCGACGAUUCGAGGUGAUCUGCGGCGGCGAGUGCAUCUUCCACGCUGGAGUGCAGUGGUGCGACCUUGGCUCACUGCAACCUUCGCCUCCUGAAUUCAAGCAAUUCUCCUGCCUCAGCCUCCAAGUAGCUGGGACUUCAGGAACCUAACUCAUAUCUCCAGCAAAGGACACAUCUCCAGCAAAGGACACCUGCAGAGAUGUCCCCAGUCCUUCACUUCUAUGUCCGUCCCUCUGGACCUGAAGGGGCAGCCUCUGGACACACUCGACGGAAACUGCAAGGGAAACUGCCAGAGCUGCAGGGCAUUGAGACUGAACUGUGCUACAAUGUGAACUGGACAGCUGAGGCCCUCCCCAGUGCUGAGGAGACAAAGAAGCUGAUGUGGCUGUUUGGUUGCCCCUUGUUGCUGGAUGAUGUUGCUCGGCAGUCCUGGCUCCUUCCUGGCUCCAAUGACCUGCUGCUGGAGGUCGGGCCCAGGCUGAACUUCUCCACCCCAACAUCUACCAACAUCGUGUCAGUGUGCCACGCCGCUGGGCUGGGGCCUGUGGAUCGUGUGGAGACCACCCGGCGCUAUCGGCUCUCGUUUGCCCACCCCACUUCGGCUGAGAUGGAAGCGAUUGCUCUGGCUACCCUACAUGACCGGAUGACAGAGCAGCACUUCCCCCAUCCCAUCCAGAGUUUCUCCCCUGAGAGCAUCCCAGCACCUCUCAAUGGCCCUAUCAAUAUACUGGGUGAAGGCCGGCUUGCACUGGAGAAGGCCAACCAGGAGCUAGGUCUGGCUUUAGACUCUUGGGACCUAGACUUCUACACCAGGCGCUUCCAGGAGCUACAGCGGAACCCGAGCACUGUGGAGGCCUUUGACUUGGCGCAGUCCAAUAGUGAGCAUAGCCGACACUGGUUCUUCAAGGGCCAGCUCCACGUGGAUGGGCAGAAGCUGGUGCACUCCCUGUUUGAGUCCAUCAUGAGCACCCAGGCAUCCUCGAACCCCAACAAUAUCCUCAAAUUCUGUGACAACAGCAGUGCAAUCCAGGGAAAGCAAGUCCGAUUUCUACGGCCUGAGGACCCCAUACAGCCAAGCCGCUUCCGGCAACAGCAGGGGCUGAGACAUGUUGUCUUCACAGCAGAGACUCACAACUUUCCCACAGGAAUAUGCCCCUUUAGUGGUGCAACCACUGGCACAGGGGGCCGGAUUCGAGAUGUCCAGUGUACAGGCCGUGGGGCCCAUGUGGUGGCUGGCACUGCCGGCUAUUGCUUUGGAAAUCUCCAUAUCCCAGGUUACAAUCUGCCCUGGGAGGAUCCAAGCUUCCAGUAUCCUGGGAACUUUGCCCGGCCCCUGGAGAUUGCCAUUGAAGCCAGUAAUGGAGCUUCUGACUAUGGCAACAAGUUUGGGGAACCAGUGCUGGCUGGCUUCGCCCGCUCCUUGGGCCUCCAGCUCCCAGACGGCCAGCGGCGUGAGUGGAUCAAGCCCAUCAUGUUUAGUGGGGGCAUUGGGACCAUGGAAGCUGAGCAUGUGAGCAAGGAGCCCCCAGAGCCAGGUAUGGAAGUUGUAAAGGUUGGGGGUCCUGUCUAUAGGAUUGGAGUUGGAGGUGGAGCUGCUUCAUCUGUGCAGGUGCAGGGAGAUAACACCAGUGACCUGGACUUUGGGGCUGUGCAGCGGGGCGACCCGGAGAUGGAACAGAAGAUGAACCGUGUGAUCAGGGCUUGUGUGGAGGCCCCCAACGGAAACCCCAUCUGCAGCCUCCAUGACCAGGGCGCUGGUGGGAAUGGCAACGUCCUAAAGGAGCUGAGUGACCCAGCUGGAGCCAUUAUUUACACCAGCCGCUUCCAGCUAGGGGACCCAACCCUGAAUGCCCUGGAAAUCUGGGGGGCCGAGUACCAGGAAUCAAAUGCACUUCUGCUGAGGCCCCCCCACCGGAACUUCCUGACUCAUGUCAGUGCCCGGGAGCGUUGCCCGACUUCCUUUGUGGGCACCAUCACUGGAGACCGGAGAAUAGUGCUGAUAGACGAUCGAGAGUGUCCUGUAGGAAGAAAUGGCCAGGGGGAUGCCCCCCCAACAUCCCCACCAACCCCUGUGGACCUGGAGCUCGAAUGGGUUCUGGGCAAGAUGCCUCGGAAGGAGUUCUUCCUCCAGAGGAGCCCCCCUGUGCUACAGCCUCUGGCCUUGCCUGUAGGGCUGAGCGUGCGCCAGGCUCUGGAGAGGGUUCUGAGGCUGCCUGCCGUGGCCAGCAAGCGCUACCUCACCAAUAAGGUGGACCGCUCUGUGGGCGGCCUGGUGGCCCAGCAGCAGUGUGUGGGGCCCCUGCAGACUCCUCUGGCAGAUGUAGCCGUUGUAGCACUGAGCCAUGAGGAGCUUGUAGGGGCUGCCACAGCCUUGGGAGAGCAGCCAGUCAAGAGCCUGCUGGACCCCAAGGUUGCUGCCCGGCUGGCUGUGGCCGAAGCCCUCACCAACCUGGUGUUUGCCCUGGUCACCGACCUCCGGGAUGUUAAGUGUAGCGGGAACUGGAUGUGGGCAGCCAAGCUCCCAGGGGAGGGUGCAGCUUUGGCGGAUGCCUGCGAGGCUAUGGUGGCAGUGAUGGCAGCCCUGGGUGUGGCAGUGGACGGCGGCAAGGACUCCCUCAGUAUGGCUGCUCGGGUUGGCACGGAGACUGUGCGGGCUCCUGGGUCUCUGGUCAUCUCAGCCUAUGCCGUCUGUCCAGACAUUACAGCCACCGUGACCCCAGACCUCAAGCAUCCUGAAGGGAAAGGCCAUCUGCUCUAUGUGCCUCUGAGCCCUGGGCAGCACCGGCUGGGGGGCACAGCUUUGGCCCAAUGCUUCUCCCAGCUCGGAGAGCACCCUCCCGAUCUGGACUUUCCCGAGAACUUGGUGUGUGCCUUCAGCAUCACCCAGGGGCUGCUGAAAGACCGCCUUCUCUGCUCAGGCCAUGAUGUCAGUGACGGAGGCCUCGUCACAUGCCUGCUGGAGAUGGCCUUUGCUGGAAAUUGUGGGCUAUGGGUAGACGUGUCUGUCCCUGGGGUUGAUGUGCUGUCUGUGCUGUUUGCUGAGGAGCCAGGCCUGGUGCUGGAGGUGCAGGAGCUGGACCUGGCCCAAGUGCUGAAGCGUUACUGGGACGCUGGCCUCCACUGCCUGGAGCUGGGCCACACAGGCCAGGCUGGGUCCCAUGCCAUGGUCCGGGUGUCAGUGAAUGGGGCUGUGGUUCUGGAGGAGCCUGUUGGGGAGCUUCGAGCCCUCUGGGAGGAGACAAGUUUCCAGCUGGAUCGGCUACAGGCAGAGCCUCACUUUGUGACAGAGGAGGAACAGGGCCUGAGGAAGCGGAUGGGGCCCAGCUAUUGCCUGCCCCCCACCUUUCCCAAAGCCUCUGUGCCCCAUGAGCCUGGUGGUCCCAGCCCCCGAGUCGCCAUCUUGCGAGAGGAGGGCAGUAAUGGGGACCGGGAAAUGGCCGAUGCCUUCCACUUGGCUGGUUUUGAGGUGUGGGAUGUGACCAUGCAGGACCUCUGCUCUGGGGCAAUUGGGCUGGACACCUUCCGAGGCGUGGCCUUCGUGGGUGGUUUCAGCUACGCAGACGUCCUGGGAUCUGCCAAAGGGUGGGCAGCUGCCGUGACCUUUCAUCCCCGAGCUGGGGCUGAGCUAAGGCGCUUCCAGAAGCGGCCAGACACCUUCAGCCUGGGCGUGUGUAAUGGCUGUCAACUGCUGGCUCUGCUGGGCUGGGUGGGAGGCGACCCCAAUGAGGAUGCCACGGAGAUGGGCCCUGACUCCCAGCCAGCCCGGCCAGGCCUUCUGCUACGCCACAACCUGUCUGGGCGCUUUGAGUCUCGCUGGGCCAGCGUGCGUGUGGGUCCUGGGCCAGCUCUGAUGCUGCGAGGGAUGGAGGGUGCCGUGCUGCCCGUGUGGAGCGCCCAUGGGGAAGGUUAUAUGGCGUUUUCUUCUCCAGAACUCCAAGCUCAGAUUGAGGCCAAGGGCUUGGCCCCACUGCACUGGGCAGAUGAUGACGGGAACCCCACGGAGCAGUACCCCCUGAAUCCCAAUGGGUCUCCAGGGGGUGUGGCUGGCAUCUGCUCCCCUGAUGGCCGCCACCUGGCUCUUAUGCCUCACCCUGAGCGGGCCGUGAGGCCUUGGCAGUGGGCGUGGCGACCCCCUCCAUUUGAUACCCUGACCACCUCCCCCUGGCUCCAGCUCUUUAUCAAUGCCCAAAACUGGACCCGGGAAGGGAGCUGCUGACUGACCACAGGGGCUCACCUGGGCCUCAUGGUUUUCCCCUGAGUGCGAGCUGCCCCCUCCCUUAUGACCUUCAGGAGCACCCUAUGUUGUUUCCAAAAAUAUCUUGGACAGACAAGGACCAAAGUGCCAGAAUCUCAGCUGUCUCGAUGAUCUGCUGUUGAUGUUCCUUCCGCGGCUGUGUCUGUUUUCAGUUCUGCUCUAACACGGCCUGCCCCUUCUCGGCCCCGGAAACAGCAUGUGGCUCAGAGAAAACAUCGAUAAGGACAAGUCAGAUGCCUGAGGCUGGAACAGGGGCUUCUGUUCCCCACUUCACAGCACCCAGUGAUCACCCGAGUGCCUCAGUUGCCUCCUCAGCUUUGAGGGAUGUUUUACUCUCCCUUUUCUUAUCCUUGGGGUUUAGGGGGUGCAGACAGAUUCAGCAAUAGUGUGCAGAUCAGCUCCUUACCACCUCAUUGUUCUCAUCUGGACCAAAAUUUUCUAGAUUUCUCCCUAAGUUCUACACUGUGCUGAAUGUAAAGAAUUGUUGCUUGUGGAAGUUUCUCAGUGUUUCUGGCUGUCUCAGGGCUGGCCUGGUGCUGGCCUCAGAACUCAGCAUUCCUGAUAUUUGCUUCUAAAUCAGCAGCUCUUUCUUUUUUGAGACAGUCUCACUCUGUUGCCCAGUCUGGAGUACAAUGGCACAAUCUCAGCUCACUGCAACCUCCACCUCCCGGGUUCAAGCGAUUCUCCUCCCUUAGCCUCCUGUGUAGCUGGGAGUAUAGGCGCGCACCACCACACCUAACUAAUUUUUAUAUUUUUAGUAGAGACUGGGUUUUACCAUGUCGCCCAGGCUGGUCUCAGACUCCUGACCUCAAGUGAUCUGCCUGCCUUGGCCUUCCAAAGUGCUGGGAUUACAGGUAUGAGCCACUGCACCCGGCCCAGCAGCUCUCCUCUGAGAGAGGUGGUUGGUGCUCUCAUCCCUAGGUCCUAGACAUUUCGUAUGCUGGAAUUCUACUCUUCACUUAUUCCAUUGACUGUUGUUGAUCAGUUAUUAUUGCAAAACACUAUCACCAGCCCCAGGGAGUUUAUGUCUAAUAGAAUUAAAAAUAAUAGCUAUGGUGGCUCAUGCCUAUAAUCGCAGCACUUUGGGAGGCCAAGGCAGGUGGAUCACCUGAGGUCAGGAGUUCAAGACCAGCCUGACCAACACGGUGAAACCCUGUCUGUACUAAAAAUACAAGAAUAGCUGGGCAUGGUGGCACACGCCUAUAAUCCCAGCCACUCAGGAGGCUGAGGCAGGAGAAUUCCUUAAACCUGGGAGGCAGAGGUUGUUGUGAGCCAAGAUUGUGCCAGUGCACUCUAACCUGGGUGACAGUGAGACUCCAUUUCAGAAAAAAAAAAAAUUAGCUGUGUAUAACACUUCCCUCAAGCCAAACAUAUGUGAGGCAUAUAUAUCUGAAUUAAUUCUCACUAAAAUUCACCAAUGUACUUGAUAGCUCCUCCCUGCCUUUUUAAUAAAGGAUGAAUUAAGGUUGA